AUGUGCCAAAAAGAUAAUAAUGACAAGCAAUCAAAACUAAGAGAAAACAAAAAUCAGGAUUUUUCAACUCAGACAAAUAUUUUGAGUUCGUUUGUGGAGCAGGAAAGGUUAAACACGUUGAUAAUAAAUUUAUAUCCUGGAAAUGAAGGCUACUCAAUUAUGCUGAGGACUAAUGGCGGCUUGCAGGAAGUUGAAACAACAAGAUUGGCUUAUGAGGAUGACGAUAUACUGCAUUACAUUGACAAGGAAACAAUUCCACCAGCUCUCAUUGAUUUGUUUGAUAAUAUCGAGGACAAUAUAUUUCACUCUGGAUGCAUCAUAGCAGAAAUAAGAGAUUACAGACACUUGACUGAUAACGUCUUCCACACCAAUUAUGUUUUACUCAAGCCCAACGAUCAUAGUCUGGUCUGUGAUGUGAAUGCACUGGUUGGUAGGAGCAGUGCAAAGUGGUCGUACCAGGAUCGUCUGACAUUGGAAAGCAAGCUGCUCCUCAAAACUGUCGAUCCCCUGUGUCUUGAGGCCUCCCAACAAGUUUUCUUCAUCACAUCACAAACAUCCUCUCAGAAACCUGCCCUCAAAUCUAGUACUCUUAAAAAGUGA
Messenger RNA from Helobdella robusta, 600 nucleotides. RefSeq lists its product as hypothetical. Gene Ontology annotation, molecular function: transcription coregulator activity. The transcript has 5 exons. Gene Ontology annotation, biological process: regulation of transcription by RNA polymerase II. NCBI's taxonomy places the organism in Eukaryota, Metazoa, Annelida, Clitellata, Rhynchobdellida, Glossiphoniidae. The record is from RefSeq and is a predicted model, not a curated record. Gene Ontology annotation, cellular component: SAGA complex. The coding region runs from base 1 to 600 and encodes 199 amino acids.